Gryllus bimaculatus (two-spotted cricket) is the source of this 3480-nucleotide messenger RNA. NCBI's taxonomy places the organism in Eukaryota, Metazoa, Arthropoda, Insecta, Orthoptera, Gryllidae. The record is from the annotation of a GenBank genome assembly.
CGGCUCGCAACUGCUCUCCUACCAGCUGCAGGCGAUGUUCAUGAAGAAGGCCUUGGCCCUGCUGCGCGGAUGGGUGCUGCUUUUGGUGCACUUCUUGCUUCCCGUCCUCUUUCUCAUCAUAGCCAUCCUCAUGGGACGCAUGUGGGAAGUAGUGACCACCCUUCCUUCAAGAGACAUCAGUCUUCAGGAAUACACAGAGCCGAGAACCGUUCUGGCAAAACCUAAUGGCUUCAGUAAUCAAAUAGUUUCUGAUUUCAUUAACACUGCUUCUGAAAAUUACAAAAAUACAGCAAAAGACAGCAAUUUAACUCUUCUAGAAGAUGAAAACCCGGAAAGACGUGUUCAUUUAUAUUUAUUGGAUGAGUUUAGAAAAAAUGAGGCAGAGACUCGUCGAUCGCUAAUUGCUGGUGCAUCUCUUGAUGUAAAUAAUACUUUUGCGAAUUUUGUUGGAUGGUUCAAUGACCAACCUUAUCAUUCUGCACCUCUAGCUCUGAACUUACUGUACAAUGCUUUUCUAAAAGCCGUUGAUGUAUCAUUAGACCUCAUUAAUUACCCUCUGCCGUAUACACACGAAUCACAGGCUUCUUUGAUUGAAAAUGGAAACAGCAUCGGUUUUCAAAUUGCCUUUAACUUCGGAUUUAGUAUGGCUUUUGUAGCAUCGUAUUACAUCUUGUUCCCGAUAAAGGAGCGAAUCAGCAAAGCCAAGCACCUACAAUUUGUCUCUGGCGUAAAUGUUAUUGUGUUUUGGGGAGUACAUCUACUUUGUGACUUUGUGUCAUUUUUGCUCCCUGCCCUGGGAGUUAUCAUCACUCUAGCUGCAUUUCAAGAAGACGGUUUUGCAACUUUUUCACAACUAGGAAGAACAUUUGCAGUAUUACUUUGUUUUGGGUGGGCCAUGUUACCAUUAAUGUAUUUAUCAUCGUUCUUCUUCACAAUACCAGCAAGUGGGUACACAAGAAUGGCAAUUUUCAAUCUCUUUAUAGGAAAUGCUGGACUGAUGGUGGUGUCAAUAUUACAGAUUCCUGGCAUUGACCAACAAAAUGUUGCUAAUAUUUUACAACAUAUUUUAAUGAUAGUUCCUCAUUACAGUAUGGCAGAUGCCAUUUCAUCUCUAAGCACCUACAGCUCGUAUGUAGACAUUUGUAUUGAGUUCAAACCAGCAUGUGAUAUACCAAAUUUUUGUUGUCCGGAUAAUUGUCCAUCAACUGGCUGUGUGUCCGUACCAGCCAAUUAUUUCCAAUUUGGUACGCCAGGCAUUGGAAAACAUAUUUUAUAUUUACUUGGUAUGGGAUGUGUCUUCAACAUUAUUCUUCUCUUAGUUGAGUUCCAUUGUUUCGAUUGGUUGAGGCCUUCAUCAGGAGGUCCAGCCAGAAGACAGAAAAAACAAGGAGAGGAAAUCUCACCAGAAGAAGAAAUAGAUUCAGAUGUAUUAGAGGAAAAAGAGAAAAUUUGUUCAUCUGAAAUUCAAGAACUCACCAACAAUUUCAGUCUUGUUCUCAGGGAUGUUACAAAAUAUUAUGGAAGAUUUUUAGCUGUGGAUCACAUCUGCAUUGGAGUGAAGAAGGGAGAGUGUUUUGGCCUUCUAGGAGUUAAUGGGGCGGGGAAAACUACAACAUUCAAGAUGAUGACAGGCGAUGAAAACCACAUAAAACAAGGUCGUGAUCCAUCAGUACAUCAGUUAAUUGGGUACUGUCCUCAAUUUGAUGCUCUAAUUGAGGAAAUGACUGGUCGGGAGACCCUACGAAUGUUCUGCUUAUUACGAGGAAUUCCUGCAGGUCAAAUAUAUAAAAUAUCACAAGAUCUAGCUGAUGAAUUACUUUUUACUAAACAUCUUGACAAAAAAGUCAAGGAAUAUAGUGGCGGUAAUAAACGGAAACUCAGUACGGCAGUGGCUUUGAUUGGAGAUCCUCCUGUGGUUUUUCUGGAUGAACCAACAACUGGGAUGGAUCCGGUGGCUAAGCGACAUCUAUGGAAUGUCAUCUGCAAAGUUCGUGACAGGGGCAAGAGCAUUAUUCUCACUUCUCACAGCAUGGAAGAAUGUGAAGCCUUGUGUACUAGAUUAGUCAUCAUGGUAAAUGGAACCUUCAGAUGUCUGGGUUCCACUCAGCAUUUGAAGAAUAAGUUUGCUGAAGGUUAUACACUUAUCAUCAAAGUGGGUAAUCCCUCACCUUCAUCUCCGGUAUCAAGAACUUUCUCUGUAACUUCGAUAAGUUCGCUUACCCCAGAUGUAACUGCUGUUAAGAACUUUGUGGACGCGACUUUUCCAGGUGCUCUCCUGAGAGAAGAUUUCAUGGGUCUUUUAACAUAUUACAUUCCAAGUUCAACUCUUACUUGGUCUCAGAUGUUUGGAAUUAUGGAACGUGCAAAACAGGAACUACACAUCGAAGACUACUCUCUUGGACAGACAAGUCUAGAACAGGUUUUCUUGAGUUUCACUAAAUCUCAAGUGGUGGAAACCAUUCUUUAGCAUUUUACUUUGUGUAAUGCAAUUUGGAGUGAUCAAAGACAAUAAUUUGUAUAUUUCUAAAUAAACGAACAGAAUGAAAGUACACUGAGAAAAAUGAAGAAUGUUUCCUCAAGUUGAGCAUUCGUAAAUAUGUUGUGCUGAAAGACAGUGAAAUUGAAAAUAUCAUCCAUAAAUGGACAUUCAAAACUGCAGGAGGGGCAAAUAGAAGAUUGAAUAGUGGAACGAAUUCCAUAUUCGGUUACAUACCACACUUUGAAUAAAUUCUAAGUAUGCUUUGCAGAUUUUUUUCGAAUUUCUGUCAUUUCAACACUCCAGAGUGAGGAAAUCAUAAAUAAAGCCCCUUAUAUGGAUUGCGUGUUUCCCUGGUAAGAAUAAUUUUAGAUGCUUCUUCAGCAGGGAACAUUGAGCUCUCUGUGGGAAGGGAAAACCCUCAUUUCUCGGUCAUCCAUUUCUCUUUUAAAAAAUUGAGAAAGAAAAGAUCAAAAAAAAGUUUCUACUCUUCUCUCAUUUUCUCCUUCAGAAGACAAAUUCAGAUAGUAUGUGGCAAUUGACUUCCCUGUGAAAUGCUACUCAUCAUCUUGGCUGUUUUGUGUUUAGUUAGUGUUACGUUCAAGAUAAAUGUUGUCUUCACUCGUGUGCAUUAAUGUUCAAAUAUUUAAAAAAAUAAGCGAUCCGGAAGUGAUGUAGUAUUCAAUUAUUUAAUUUUUAUUACAUUAUUUAUUUUAAACUUCCUUAAUUUUAAAAAUUAAAUUAAUAAGUUGUAAAUUAAGGUUAAUCUCAAUGUAAGAACAUGAAAACUAGAUAAGCUUAACACACAAACAUUCAUUAGAAACAAUUUCAUCCGGAUUUCUUAAAAUCACUGUCAUAUGAAUAUUGUUUUUGUUACAUAUUUUAUUUUCUUGUUAAACCAAAAUUAACUUUUUGUCAAUAAUUUAUUAAAGAUAUAAUAUUUUACAAUAUUCUUUUUUAAUACUUUUGUUUAACUAUAGUAUGUACAAAUGAAAAUAAAAUAA